CAGCGCGAGCGAACAGUCCCUUCCUCACUCGCUAAGCACGUAAACAUACCGAGAGCGAGCUAGGGCGCAAGGCAAUGUGGGAAAGUAGGUCAACCCUACUUUUAAACUUCACUUUCACUUAUUACAUCGCCGCCUAAUCAUUUACCACUGCAACACCCAGCGGUGCGGACGCGUUUACAUUUCGCUCCGCAGUCAGUUAGUCAGUGAUCGCCGGUCGAGUGCCGUGGAUUGUUGCUUCGCUAGUGCGUCCAGUGUGGACCCCCGAGAGUACACGACCGAGUGCCAGUGUUUCGAGUUUUCAAGGGAUGUGGCAGGCAGUGAUUUACACCAAGAUCAAUUUCAAUUUGCUGCACUUGACCCUAGUGUUAUGGUGUCCUGAUUUCUGAGCCGCGCUUCAGAAAUUUUGGUUUCGCCCCCCGAAUCCACCCGCCCGGUUGUUUAUUAUAGACAGUCAGUCAGAGACACACAGACAUACACGCGCGCGUAUUUUUCUGAUAUGUUAUUAGACAUGGAUCACCACACGCUCGCGUCCAUGAACAUGCCGCCCUUUUACCUGAGCCAGUCGCUGUCCGGCGGUGGCAGUUCGAGUCCGCCCAGCCAGCAGGGUCUCUACUCGCAGGGCAACGCGUACAUGACCAACGUGGCGCCGAUAAACUCGACGCCGGCCAACAACAACAAUGCGCCGUCGCCGACCAACAACAACGGCUCGUCGUUGCUUAUCCACUCUUUCAACAACCUGGACCCAACCUGUCUUUUCGGUGCUUCAGGUGGCAGCGCCAGCUUAAAUGACUUCAACGCCGCCAUGGGAGCCGCCAGCGCUGCCGGAGCCACCUCGCUCAGCGGGGCCGCGGCCGGUGGCGGCGCCGCCGGCACCCCCGACCUGCCCGACACCAAGGACCUGAUCGAGGAGCUUUGUCCCGUGUGCGGCGACAAGGUGUCCGGCUACCACUACGGCCUGCUCACCUGCGAGUCGUGCAAGGGCUUCUUCAAGAGGACCGUGCAGAACAAAAAGGUGUACACCUGCGUCGCCGACCGCAGCUGCCAUAUCGACAAGACGCAGAGGAAACGCUGUCCCUUUUGCCGAUUCCAGAAAUGCCUCGAAGUCGGCAUGAAACUUGAAGCCGUGAGAGCAGACCGCAUGCGUGGCGGCCGCAAUAAAUUCGGGCCAAUGUACAAGAGGGACCGGGCCCGCAAGCUGCAGCUUCUGCGGCAGCGACAGAUGGCCGUGGGUCAGGUGGGCCGCGGCGGCACCCUGAUGGCCGGUGGCAGCGACUCCGGUCUCAGCUACUCGCCCAACGGUGGCUACUCGCCGGCGGCCGCCUCCUCAGCCAUGCACAUCAAGCAGGAGAUCCAGAUUCCUCAGGUGUCGUCGCUCACCUCGUCGCCAGACUCGUCGCCCAGCCCCAUCGCCGCCCAGCUCAUGGGCACCUCUGUGCCGCAAAUGCUCGGCAGCUCCAACAACCUCCUCUCCUCGGCCUCAGGUGCAGGCUCGGCGGCAGCGUCGGGCUCCGCGGUGGCGCAAGGCCUGGGCCCGAAAAUGUCACCCCUCAUCAGGGAGUUCGUGCAGGGCAUCGACGACCGCGAAUGGCAGAGUUCGCUUUUCAGCCUGCUGCAGAACCAGACCUACAACCAGUGCGAGGUGGACCUGUUCGAACUGAUGUGCAAGGUGCUGGACCAAAAUCUCUUCUCGCAAGUCGACUGGGCGAGAAACUCCAUCUUCUUCAAGGAUCUGAAGGUGGAUGACCAAAUGAAACUGCUGCAGCACUCGUGGUCAGAUAUGUUGGUGCUGGACCAUUUGCACCAGCGCAUGCACAACAACCUGCCGGACGAGACAACGUUGCCGAACGGGCAGAAGUUCGACCUGCUGUGCCUCGGCCUGCUCGGAGUGCCCUCGCUGGCCGACGCCUUCGGUGAGCUCGCGGCUAAGCUGGCCGAACUCAAGUUUGACGUCAGUGACUACGUGUGUCUCAAGUUCCUGAUGCUGCUCAAUCCUGAAAUCUCUCUGUCCGGCUGGAACGCAGAUCCACGCGUCUCACCUGAUGUCCGCGGACUGGUCAACAGGACGACAGUGCAGGAGGGCUACGAACAAGUGCAGCAUGCCCUUCUCGACUACACGGUCACGUGCUACCCGCAAAUACAGGAAAAAUACACAAAGCUGGUGAACCUGCUACCUGAAGUGCACGCCAUCGCGAGCCGGGGCGAGGACCACCUGUACCAGAAACACUGCACCGGCGGUGCGCCCACUCAGACUCUUCUCAUGGAGAUGCUGCACGCCAAGCGCAAAUAGCGCUCUGUCGCUCGCCCAGUGUUGUUUGUGCAAAGAGACAGACUCGCCGUCCACUUGCAUCACAGAUGAACUGAUACAAACUGAAUCAUUCUUCGCAAGCACAAGUUUUUGGUGAAUUAAGAACGAACGGACUUGAUUAGACUCAAGAUGAAAUUAGUUGGCUAAACACAAACACACGUACACACACGCUAUGUAGGCAAAAGCAGACCCACGAGUUGAUGAUGAUUGUGACUCUUUGAAUUGUUACAAAGAUUACCAUAGUUUCUAUCGAUGAGGAAAUUCUAUAUUUUUGUCGUUUGUACUAUUUAGUUUAUUACGCAGCUUUUUUUGCAUAAGGUGUAAGAAAUUAGUAUUUUUAAACGACGUUGUGCGGUUGAAUAAUGCAAACGGACACGAUAGAAACAAGCACCAAGUUGGAAGAGUUACCGUGAUUCACACAAAACGAAACUGUUGCGGUUUUUCGGUACUGCGAGACAAGAUGACGUGCAAUUUUACAAAUCAGGGAGCAGACGAUGAAGAAUUACAGUGAUUUUAAAUUUAAUUACCCUUACUGCUACUGUGGUGGUGGAGAAAUUUUAUUUUUCAACGAGAAUCGGUCGAGAGAAAGAGUGUGAAAAAAGAAAAAAUGUAGAAUCUCACUAUGGGACUCGGCCUCUUUUGCAAUUUUUGUCGUUUGGAAUGGCCCUGGCGGCCGGCAGCUCUGCAACAAAUUAUUUUGGUCCUUUUGACGUGAAAAUUUAAAGCUUAGAAUCAAGCUUGUGAUAAUGAUUUAUAAGAGAGCUUGCUCGUCCGACAACCGGGAAAAAAACGUUGAGGCUCCCACUUGAACUUAACGAAAAUUUAAAAAAAUAAACAAUCGAUGAACUAGUUGCUUAAAUUAAAAUACUUGAAAAUAAAAAUCAAGGGUCAGUUUGCACACACACAUACACACACAAUUAACCAUUUUUAUACAAUCGCGUUAACUUAAUUUAAAUCCAAUCGUUGAUUAUAGAUUGAUCGAUUUAUAUAAAAAUGAAGCUAGCUUUUAAGUUAUUGUACCAGUUUAUGUAAUUCACAAAACAUACACAGGCAAUGAAUAACUCGUACGUAUUUUUUUAACCCACGCAAACACAUUAUUUAGUUUACUCGCGAACCACUGCAUCCUUCGCUGUACAUUAAUUUAUAUAAAUACUAGCCUUAAGUUGUACAUUUCUUGUAGUUUUUAAAACGCGCGUGUCUGAGAGCGAGUGAAAGAGACUCUUUAUAUAUUUUUGUUUCUAUUGCAAACAUUCCAGUUUUAGUCGGAAUUGAAAUUUUCAAGCUCACGACAUUCCGUUAAUUUUCUUUUUGAGGCAAUCCCACCUGCUCCUCCAAAGCCUCUCUCGUUUUUCAACGCAAUCCGGUGGGAGGGUGACGGGUUCCAAGAUGCGAAAGGACUCACACACAAACACACGACACGCGAGGAUGGAGUGGUUUCUUUGCUUUUUCUGCUUCUCCCGAAAAUUUCGUUUGCCGAACACAAAUCGUUGGACAAUCGUUGGUGUUGACGAAAAGAAAUUUUAAUCAGAAAUAUUUUUGGUCACGUGGAGGAGAAAUUUUAACACUACGCACACGCAGUGUGCUUUUCUACAAAUUGGCCUACAUUUAGAGCGACACAACGGUUGGAAGCUUAGCAGUUUUUAUUUUUAAUUACUUAAAUAUACAUAUUCCCUUCAAUGUUCACUGCCAAUUUUAGCUGAAAGGAAUACCGUUGGAGGAAGGGCAGGCAGGCAGGCAGUUGCGAUCGCUACGGGUCGUCCGCAGGACAGACUGUGAUUUGGCGGCUGCGUCGCUGGGCUAACAAAUUUUGGAUCGGCUGGACACAGUAAACUCACACAGUACCUGAUUAGGUUGAGAGAAACGCGCUAAAUUUUUUACUUUCUUUCUUUCUAUCGUGGUGCCGGCGAAUCGAACGGCCCGCAGCCGCUUACGGAUUAAUUUGGCUUCCAAUUUGAGAAAGAUUGGCCGUGGGUGCGGAUAGACGGACGAACGCGACAUUUUCUCAGCCGCCUUUCCUCGAAGCAAACUCCCUCACGCUCGCGUACACAAACACAUUCAAAUGAAAAUAAUUAAACACAAACACACACACACUUGAUGACUUAUUGUUACCUCUGAACUUAGGAGUAAAAAUACAAUAUUAAAAAUAUGAAACGUUUGUGCUUGUAAAUAUUAUGUAUGUUAAAAAGAAAUACAAACAGAGGCAAACUUGGGAAAUUAUUUUGUUCUUGACAAAUGCGAAGCUACUACUAUUACUAAACUAGAGUUGCGAAAACGGAGAGUACACAGUAUGAUGAACAAUUAUUUUUUUAAAAGUAACCACCACACGAAACACACUCACCCAAAACACACACACACACACACACACAAAUACACACACAUACACUGUUUAUGAAUGUGGAAGGUGCGAACCGUGCCGCCAAUCGAAAGCGGCCCCCGCGCUCCCGCCGUUGUUGUAUAGUAACAGAGUUUUCGUGUAUUAUUCUAGACGCAAUGCUGGCUAUUGUUGUAACAAAUAAUUGUAUUGUCACUGGAAAUUGGGGGGGGCGCUGGGGGGGCCGCCGGCACCGUUCCCUUCUCUGCCUGUUACUCGAUGAAAACGGAUCAAGAUUUUAUCGUAUCGAUUAUUAUCAUGAGAUGUACUACAAAUUAUAUUUGCAAAAAACAAAUCGUUGUCAAACUGCAAUUUGAAAGCAAAAAAGUAUGGUGAAAUCAACAGCAACCACCUGUGCAAAAUGUGUCAGUGGAGUUUAGGCAUUAAAGCUAUGAUAUAAUACUUGUAGAAAUAAAUUGCAUAAAAACGAA
Cloeon dipterum is the source of this 5107-nucleotide messenger RNA. RefSeq names its product ftz transcription factor 1 (gene ftz-f1). The coding region runs from base 497 to 2287 and encodes 596 amino acids. Gene Ontology annotation, molecular function: zinc ion binding; RNA polymerase II cis-regulatory region sequence-specific DNA binding; nuclear receptor activity. Gene Ontology annotation, biological process: tissue development; regulation of transcription by RNA polymerase II; hormone-mediated signaling pathway. Gene Ontology annotation, cellular component: RNA polymerase II transcription regulator complex. The record is from RefSeq and is a predicted model, not a curated record. NCBI's taxonomy places the organism in Eukaryota, Metazoa, Arthropoda, Insecta, Ephemeroptera, Baetidae. The transcript has 6 exons.